Sabethes cyaneus is the source of this 1010-nucleotide messenger RNA. RefSeq names its product mediator of RNA polymerase II transcription subunit 4 (gene MED4). Lineage: Eukaryota; Metazoa; Arthropoda; Insecta; Diptera; Culicidae. Bases 146 to 943 code for a protein of 265 amino acids. The record is from RefSeq and is a predicted model, not a curated record. Gene Ontology annotation, biological process: regulation of transcription by RNA polymerase II. Gene Ontology annotation, cellular component: mediator complex; core mediator complex. Gene Ontology annotation, molecular function: transcription coregulator activity. The transcript has 2 exons.
ACAUCAUAAAUAAAUAUUUUCAGUUUUAGGUUUCCGGUUCAUGUAUUAAUCGACUCGUGAAUCUGUUGCAAAAUACCUAGUUUUCAUUCCAUUUGUUAUCGUCUCCGGCAUAAACGUGACUAUUUUUCUCAUUCCACAGUGCACAAUGUCGUUCUAUCAUUUAAGCACCAAGGAGCGCUUGCUGGCCAUCGUGGACGAUAUCGAAAUAAUCGCAAAGGAACUAAUCGAGAAUACAAUUGCACCGAAACACCAAAAAAUGUCCAGUGCGGAUCAUUCUCAACUGGUGGAACUUCUAGUCUCGAAGGAUAAGGAAAUGAAAUCAACUUUGCAACUGGCAGCCGAACAGGCCGGGAUUGAAAAGAAGAUGGACAGUAUCCGCGAGCAGGUUAAGAAACAAGACGAAGAAAUCAAUCAAUUGCAAAAACAAUUGAAGGAAGCAGAGCAUAUUCUAGCCACUUCCAUUUUUCAAGCUCGUCAGAAGCUGGCUAGUAUAAACAAAGCUUCCAAAAAAACAGUUUCCUCUGAGGAACUAAUAAAAUUUGCUCACCGAAUCAGCGCAUCCAAUGCGAUAUGUGCACCGCUAACCUGGCAGCAGGGUGAUCUUCGAAGACCCUAUCCCACGGAUAUCGAAAUGCGGCUAGGCUUUUUGGGCAAAUCAGAUUUAAGUAUUAAUGGGCACAACCUGCAGCAUCAAAACAGUCUUAACGAGCUGCACCGGAAUACGACGGCAGGUGGUAGUGCUACUGCUCCGACGACCAGUGAGAUCCCAGUGUCGGCUCAGAACCAAUUUGCCUGGCACCCUUCCGGUGAGUUACACAUGUCCAUGGGCACGGGUGCAGCGUCAGUACCACUGGACACCCGCGCUCACAAGGACGUGUCGCAGGACGAUGUCGAGGUCAUGUCGACUGACAGCUCCAGCUCAAGUUCGAGCGAUUCGCAGUGAACAUGCUGUAGAGGGUAAAAAAGAUUACGAUCGUCGACAAUAGCGCUAGGAGAGUGCCUAUUCGUAG